This is a messenger RNA of Varroa destructor (honeybee mite), 3340 nucleotides long. RefSeq lists its product as uncharacterized. Gene Ontology annotation, molecular function: chromatin binding. The record is from RefSeq and is a predicted model, not a curated record. Gene Ontology annotation, biological process: mitotic DNA replication checkpoint signaling; response to ionizing radiation; regulation of DNA-templated DNA replication initiation. Gene Ontology annotation, cellular component: nucleus. Lineage: Eukaryota; Metazoa; Arthropoda; Arachnida; Mesostigmata; Varroidae.
UUUCACUAGAGCUUUUUCUGUCGACGUUUGCCUUUCUCGCCAUCAUCAGUGUUCGCCAUUGCCGGUCGUUCAGUGUUCAACAGCGCCAAUCUGUCGUAAUAGUUUACUCAAGGAUGGCACUCAUGUAACGAAAAAAGAACGAAUUGAAGCUAACUGUCACUCUACAAAAAAGCAACAAAUAGUCCGCUGGUCUUCACUGUUCGUAGCGAAACACAAAAAAAAAACAAAGAGAAACGUAAAAGAUCAUAAUUGGACAAUGUGAAAGAAACAAAGAUACAUUUCAGACCUGGGUGAUAGUGUGUCUCCGAUAGUUUCCGUACGACGUUUGUCGUCACAGGAUUCGAAGGCAGUGAAAACGUUUCUAGUCAGGUGCUAAGAUAAGCUUCGCGAGGACACCAACUCGAUGUGGUUAAUGAAAAACUGGCACAAAUAUGACGCAGAUAGCGUUUCUCAUUGAUAUUUCCUGGCUACAGGACGAAGAGAUUACGGCCGCUGUCAGGUAUUCUUGUCUACAAUUGCUAACGGCGUGGCCGAGCAGUCGUUGUAAAUUUGGCUACCUCUUAUUCGACUCCGAGGGUCCUCGUUCGCAAAAGGUACAGCCUGUGGACUUUGCCGCGCCAAGUACGAACCUUUUCGAGGAAUUUGAGGCUCAGCUUGGUCAAGGCGCGUCUGCUUCCGAGGAUGGUAAACCAUCGUCUUGCAAUGCUGGAUCCACUUCACGACUAGAAACCAUUCGGUGGGCUGUUUCCCGCUCGAUAACCGAUUUUGCUUGGCACUCCGUAAGUGUCUGCUCUCCGGUGAAGGCAAGCAGGCACUUACGCAAACGACGCUGUUCGACUGUAUCAGCGGUACUCUCCUCCCAACAAGCGCUCGCCAGUACCUCUGAAUAUGAGCAUGGAAACCGCCUGUUCUUGUUUGCUCGUAUGCCAUGCGGUACGCUGGCAAGGAUACGUGAUGAGCUCGUCACUCCAAGCCUGAAUAAAUGCCUUCAGGAAAGCCGUAUCGAACUUACGUGGGUGCACGAUUCGCAGGGUGCGCUGCACACAUCCUCGGGCGCUAACAAUGCUAAAUGUCUCUUCUUGCGGAUGCGCGACCUUGUUCAGUUAUGUGGCUUUUUCCCAUCGGAGUGUGCGUACUAUUCAACAAUGAUGGCACCGCCCUCUCUUGUGGUGACCCGCUUAUUACAGAGUUGUUCCGGAACCCCUAAGUUCGAUCGAAUAACCGCUAAUUGUUCGAUUAGCUUCAACCGAACAGGUAGACUUAAUGAACCGCUUAACGUUACCGUACUUCCAACAAGUGUUCGCUCCCGGAUGCAGUUUGAGGCAGCGGAUAUGGAACUGAUGAUGGAGCAGGUCGUGGACGAACCGACCGUUACGUCAGUGCUACAACGGAGUCAAGCAUUGUUUUUUGUUGUAUCAUCAGAUGUUCAUUUUCACCGAGUGCUAAUAGAACUGAAAUUAUCGAGGAAAGUAGCACUUUUAACUUGUGGACGAUCGACAUUUAUGCUCAAGUCUGUGGCGGACUCAAUAGGUGCGCUAGUUACUCUUACAGACAGGAAUUUAACAAAAUUCGAAUUUAGUGAAGUACCAUCCGAGUUUCUAUUUCACGGUGCUUUGCUUGAAAAAUGUUACCACAAAGUACAACCGUCCGACGGCAAAAAAACCAGGACAAAAACUCUCGUUAACCGAUUGGCAUACAUCUACGAGUUUGCCUCGGAUGUACAAACAGCUACCGAACACGAGUUCGGUGAACUGGAAGUCGAACCAUUGCCCGACACCGUUCAACAGGACCAAACGACUACGGGCAUUUGUGGCCCACCGGAGAACUACAACUCUGAAGCGACUUUGCUCCAGGGUCUACGACACACGUACGAGAAGGCCAUCGACAAUAAGCUAAAUGCAACCACCUCUGCCCAGAGUAUUGUUUCGGCAAGCAUGCACUUUUUCGAAAGUGACUUUGUGAAAACGAUAGCGUUUAUCGAAGAAAACUUCAAGCCACCGCUGCAGUCAUGUCUAAACAAAGUUCAAUGGGCUAACGAAUGCAGGACUUAUAUUCUCAUCUCGUUCGAGCUUGCCUGCCUCACUUCAGCUAAUACCGACAAAAUUAGGAAACACGUCAUAGCCACAAUGAGAAAGCUAUUGUUUCUUACGUCGCCACGGGAUCUAUUUGAUUUUAUUCGAGAAACCCUCAAAGCUCUUUACCUAGAGGCGGUGCGACCACUACUUGAGGAUCUUGCUGAAGAGUUUGAUUUGCCACUGUUUCCCGAAUCAGACGAAGAGGAAGAUAUAAGCUCAAUGGGAUCGUUCGCUGAGCCAAUGUCCGGAAUUUCUUCUUUGGGCGGAAGCUCAGUUAUCAAUUCGAUGCCUCGUUCAGCUCCGAUGGGUACCAAUUCACAUAAAGCCACUGUCCUUCGGAAAUUAUCGUCGGCCAAUAUCUCCCAACAGCAACUGAACCAACAGCGUCAAAUCGAAAUACCCCGUCGGCGAUCCGUACGCAUUACGAAACCAGAAACAUCGACAAAUCCCUUGGCUACGUCGUUAUCUCCACAGAAGCGGCAGUCUUCCUCUCGCAAUAUACCCACAACGCCCAAGGGCAAACGAAUCUUGAAAACGCAAGUUGUGCCGGAAACGCCCGUUACCAAACAGGCACCCAAUCGCGUUCACCGGCAUCAGGAACGCCUCCGCAGAAGAUCCUCAAUUUUGAACGGUUCCCAGGGUGGUGCUUCAGCAGGUGAUGAGGACGACGUUGACGAGAUUGCCGAGUCGCCCGUGAAACAAUCCGCAACAAUGGCGACCCAAAACAAGUCUUUAAGCGUUAGCCCGACAAAGCGCAGCAAGGCAAACAUGUCACCAAGCAAAGAAAAUGUCGUUAUCGAUAGGGAGCACCUACUUGGACCCGCGAUUGCUCCAUCGCCUGCAACAGAACCGAGUCCAACACGAAAGGGUCCUCGAGUGACACCUCGUAAACGACUCACCAGACAACUGAAGUUCUCUCCGCCUAAAAAACAGGCGUUCACGUCACCAACAGCCAUUUCACUACUGCAUUUAACUACAUCGCCAGUUUUGUUCAGGCCAAGCAAAAAACGGUCGGCUCCACUUGAAUAAAUGUCAUCUCAAUGAAUUAGCUUGAAUAUAUCUAAAUAAUUGUAAUACAUUGACAGAAAAGAGCGUUUUGUCUAGUAGAUAAGUCAGUCUGAUGUGUGCGCGUAUUUGUCGUUCCUGAUGUACCCUAUCCAUUUACCGAACCAUGUAACGUAAACGGGAUAAUCAUUGUUUACUACAUUGUGAGUAUGCUUUAUCUCAAUAAGUACAUUGCUUAGCCUGACUUUAUGCACCGAAAU